AUGGAAAACGUGGAAUUCAAGCUUGAAUAUGCUCCAGAUCUACGAUGUCAGCAGAAAAAUCAGGUAGUUCCAGUGUGCCAAAAAUGUGAAACUUGUGUUUUAGCUUGGAAAAUUUUCUCCACCAAGGAGUGGUUUUGGAGGAUUAGUGGCAAGUCUCGGCAGCAGUUUCUUGUAAGGAUUCUGAAGCAGCUGAAAAGUUUGGAUUUACUGUAUUAUUUCCAGAGACUACUCAGUACAUCUCUUGCAAAGGAUUUCACCUAUUUUAGGUCACGGGCCAUUAUCAACCAGCAAGGUGAUCAUAAUGGGACAUGCUCUGGAAUAAAGAGAGUGGAUGAAAAGAAGAAAGAUAUGAUGUUGGACACUCUGCGAUGGUUUGCAAAUUCUUCCCAUCGUAUGAAAGUCAAUUACAUCCUGCUACUUCUACAAAUGUGCGACUGCCAAUUAUUAUUCUUGGCUGCCAGCGUGGUCCAUAUCCUCUUUUUGAGAGAGCAAAGGAUAAGUGGAGCGUCCUUAGAAGAGGUCUCAGAAGUUUCAUUAUUUCCAGAGAGCCUUAAGGAAGCCUUUUACAACUAUGAGAUCCCCUACUCUAGACCGCAUGCCUAUUCUUUUUCCAGAGUCUCAGGAAGCCCAGGCUUAUUAGAUGUCAAGCACCAGGAAGACUACCACACUGGUGAUGGAAGAUUACAUCCUGAUUUACUUCCUCUGCCUGGGGAGAUGUUCUCCAAGAGAAUAGAUGUUACUACAGAAGAUAAGCAUAUCCCUUAUUAUGCUUCCUACAGGCAGCAGUUACCUGAAAUUAGCAAGGAAAAAGACUUCAUUCGAUGCUUGCCUGUCCACAUCUCCAAAUACAUUUUAGGGCUUCUAGACAAAAAAACCCUGAACAAGUGUCUUCUUGUAAGCCGGCACUGGGCUCUGCUGGCGGAGCAGGUCCGAAAAGAUCAUUCAACACAUCAGUAUGUUGAGAAUGAGAUUGCACUCCUUCAGGAAACUUAUUCUAAAGGGAUAUACCCUAACUAUGCCGGUAGACCAAUGAUCCCAGUUCCCAAGAUAGAAGAAGAAGAAAAAAGCACCUCCCACUCAAAAGCUUCAAAAUGGAAAGUGAAACCAAAGGCUGAAUACAGUAUAUGGGCAGCGUACCAGGGCCAGGAGACUGUAAUGGUUCAAAUGGAAGAGAGAAACGUCUUUUGUGGCAACCAUACCACCCAUAUCCUUUGUGACACGUGGGACAAUACCAGAGUCAUUCACUAUUGUGGUGGAAAAUAUGUCGUAGAAUCUGCCCACCGAAAGAUAGAGCUGAAGGAUAUUAAUCAAAGAAAACUGAUGCCUGUUUUUUUUCGAGGACAUACAGGGAGUAUUCGGGCACUAAUACUCUGUGAGAAAGAAUCUUUAGUAGUGAGUGGGAGUUAUGAUUUGACUAUCAGAUGCUGGAACAUUGACUCUGGACUUUGCACAAAAAUCUUUAUUGGCCAUAAUGGCACAAUCACUUGCUUGGAUCUACAUGAGAAAAAACUUGUAUCAGGAUCAAGGGACUGCCAGGUAAAAGUGUGGGACAUGAACUCUGGGAAAUGUCUGAAGACUUUCAAACAUAAAGAUCCCAUCUGGACUGUAAAGAUGAGUAGUACCCAUAUUGUGAGUGGCUGUGAGCGAGGCCUGGUGAAAGUAUGGCAUAUAGUAUCAGCCACACUGGUUAAGAUUCUUAAGGGCCAUGAAGGACCAGUUAAAUGCCUGUGUUUUGAUGAGUGGCAUCUCCUGACAGGAAGCAAUGAUGGUUUUGUUAUUGGCUGGAGCAUGGUGGGGAAAUAUGAGCGAUGUCUCAUGGCAUUCAAACAUCCAAGGGAGGUACUCUGUGUGGCCUUCCUCUAUCUCCGGGUAAUCAGCGGUUGUGCUGAUGGAAAGAUCCGCAUAUUUAACUUCUUGACGGGGACCUGUCUGAAGGUGAUGAAAGCCAAUUGCAGAGGUGACCCAGUGCUGUCCUUCUUUAUUGAGGGCAACAGGAUGGUGAUCAAUACAGAAGGCAACAUUGUGAUGUUCCAGUUUGAGGAAAUUAAAUGGCAGUAUCACACAGACAAGAAUAAAGCUUUUGUCAAGAAACCCAAGGAGAAGGAAAAGGAAGACAUUGUUUCCUCUUCAAAGGAUCACAGAACCAGUCAUCCAAAGACAUUCCAUGAAACUGAAGCUAAACAUCAUGGUGACACCUUUCAAAUCCAGCAGCCAACAACUACUGAUACUUCAGAAGUAGGUCACCAACGAUUAAAGAAACAGGGAUUACAAUUGCCUCUCUCACCUGAUCAGCUUCUUCUGACUGUCAGCUCUCUGCAGCAAGCUCACAUAGAAAAUAAUGCUGACCAUCUCCAAAUCCCCAAAAUUAAUGUCCGCGAUGCCUGGGGACCUGCAGUACUCCAACAGGAAACCUCAAGUAACUUUCUAGACGUAAAAGGUAUGUCACUUCUACCAGGGGUAGCAGAACAGGCUGCUCAGAUCAAGAAGCUGAAAUCUGCCAGUAUGGCUCCAGGUUUAAGAAGAACUAGCACUCCAUAUGAAAUCCAAAAAUUGAAGCCCAACUUAAAGAAAUCCUUACACAACUCUAAGGUAUGCACUCACAUCCCACAGCCCGUUAUAGUUCGUCCUAAGUCUUGUGGAACCUUCAAGGAUGGAGAAGAAAAAUCACAAGCGAAGCAAUUUUCCUUUGUGGAUGGUCAGGUACAAAAGAUAGGUAACCUGACUAGCACACAGAUCAUCAAACCAAAUCGAAUGGUUAUUCGAAAUACAGGAGAGGUCUCAUAUCCCCGGAUGAAGCCAGCCUCUUACACUGUAACAGCCAAUCCCUAUCGGAUUAAUACUGGGUUCAUGCUACUGACAGUGAAACAAAAGAAAGAAUACAAUGAAGCCAAAAUGAUGGAGUAUCAGAACAUGAAAUCCACUGGGAUAGCCAAUCCUGACAAAGCAAGCAAAGUAGCCUGGCUCAGGAAGAUAAAAAGUCUAUCUAUAGAUGACUUCAUGAAGAAAGGGAAAACAGCAGCCCCUGAAUUUGGACAUAACACAUUUAUCUGAAUGUUAGCCACAAAAAGCAACCUGCC
This is a messenger RNA of Gracilinanus agilis (Agile Gracile Mouse Opossum), 3077 nucleotides long. It is a transcript of the gene FBXW10B, whose product is annotated as CMT1A duplicated region transcript 1. Lineage: Eukaryota; Metazoa; Chordata; Mammalia; Didelphimorphia; Didelphidae. Gene Ontology annotation, molecular function: protein binding. The record is from RefSeq and is a predicted model, not a curated record. The transcript has 13 exons. Bases 1 to 3051 code for a protein of 1016 amino acids.